Molecule: messenger RNA, 1635 nt
Organism: Priceomyces carsonii
Lineage: Eukaryota; Fungi; Ascomycota; Pichiomycetes; Serinales; Debaryomycetaceae
Product: G-protein coupled receptor
Exons: 1
Coding region: 1-1635 (544 amino acids)
Biological process (GO): adenylate cyclase-activating G protein-coupled receptor signaling pathway
Cellular component (GO): plasma membrane
Molecular function (GO): G protein-coupled receptor activity
Source: RefSeq, a predicted model, not a curated record
AUGGCAGGCUCUCAGAACCAUUGCAAUGUCUUUGAGAACAAUCUUUGGGCAAGAUCUACUUCCAGUGAUGUAGCCGCUGAUAUUAAUCGUUAUAAGUCAUAUCAGGCGCUAACCACUAGAACAUUGUCUAUUGUUUCUUCUUCGAUAUCCAUACUUUGGGGCUUACUUGGAUUUUAUUUCUUAUUAGCCAUUAGUCCAAAGAAAUGGGUUUUCAGACAUCAGUUGAUAUCAAUUCUCAUCUUUUACGACUUUAUAAAGGCAAUCUUUUUAUUAAUGUAUCCUGCUAGGGUGAUAAGUAAAGCCGCUGCUUACUAUGAUUUGGAUUAUUGCAAAGUAGUAGGUUUUUUCACCGCGAUGUCUAUUGAAGGUUCCGAUAUAGCUAUAUUGAGUUUUGCUAUUCACCUUGCUUUGCUUAUUUAUAAACCACAAGCAUAUGUUCAAAAUGGUAUCAACAAAGAGGGUGGGUUGUAUCGCGUCAGGCAUUCUUUUUAUGUAUUGGCAAUCAUUUUACCAGCUUUGCUUGGAUCUUUAGUAUUCAUCAAUCCCGAAGGCUAUGUACCGCUCACGAACUGGUGCUAUAUUCCAAGUCGGCCAAUUUGGCCCCGCAUGGCACUAAGUUGGGGUCCUCGAUACGUUAUAAUAAUUUCGAUUUUCAUAAUUUAUGCAUGCAUUUACCGACAUGUUACCAAACAAUAUCUGAAGCUCGGUGCUUCACUUGCGAGCUCUCAACGAGAGGGAAGUGAAAAGACAAUAAUGUGGAAAAAAUUCGCAAGAAUACUAAGAUUUGUAUUUUUCUUCAAGAUAAUCUUAUCGGAAUCGGCAGAUGAUGGAAGCGUAGAAAACAAAGAAAAAGAUGGUACUGACGCCUCGUCUCUUUCUAGUGGCAUGAAAACAACAGUGGUAGAAAAUGUGCAAUCGAAUCUAAGCAACGUGAGGAACGGGCAACAAAUAUCUGUUCAAAAGAGCAUAAGAAGAAACAACGUGGAACAAUUUGUUCAGAGAAAGUUACAAGUAGAAAGGCAGAUGAAAUCUAUCUUUAUUUAUCCUGUUUCUUAUGUUUUAUUGUGGAUUGCACCAUUGGUGGUGCAUGGCUUUGAUUUUAGAUAUGGUCUUGAUCGACCUCCAAUUUUUUGGUUAACUUGCAUUGCAGCAUUCAUGCAGCCAUUCAAUUGUACCAUUGAUACUAUAGUGUUUUUGGCACGAGAGAGGCCGUGGAGAAUUUCUGUUUCAAAGGUCGGAGUAUCUUCAGCUGAUAAUAAUAUAUAUUCGAGAUGGACUGACUAUAUCUCGUUCAUGCCUUUAUUCCGUAAGCCUGGAAACGAAAACACUUCAGAACCGAAAGAUUCUAAUUCGAAUUUCACCAAUUUGGCAUUUCAAGACCCGCAUGAUUUUUCUAAUAUCUUAUCCGACUAUAACGGUAAUAACAAAAAAGAUGACUACAGUUAUAAUCCGAGCUCAGGCAGCUCGACAAACAUUUUGAGAGCAACUUUAGGAGACCGGCUUAAAAGACAAGGACUGCGAGAUCAUUAUAAUCACCUGAAAAAUGAGAAGGAACAACAAACUAGCGAUGGAGUUCAUGAAGACGAAAAUAUAACGUUUUUGGAUUUUUUAGAGGCGGGUCCUCCAGGAUCCUAA